AUGACGGCACAAGAGUGCGAGGUCGCGGAGCCCAAUGAUGUCGUCAAUUCUUCACCUGUGAGUGAAAAAGAAAAAAAUCCGUUUGUAUAUGAGACGCCUGGCUUUUUCGCCGACGACUCGAGGGUGCCGAAGUGGAUUCAAGGCCUCGCGACCGAUCUCUUCGGCUUUGUGACCAUCCACUACAAUUUCUGGCCCCUGCCCUUCCUCGUGCUCUUUUACUACCUUUAUACAAUCGGAUAUGGUUACAUCCCCGUGGCACUUGUUGCACUCUACCUGCCAUCGUUUCUCAGCGGUGCACAAAAAACUGCCACGGGGAAUCCCUGGCCAUCAUUCCGUUCCCAUCACAUCUGGGGACUCAGCGCCAAAUUUCUGGGCACGAAAGUCAUCAGGGAGCAAGCGCUUGAUCCCAGCAAAAAAUACAUCUUUGGCUACCACCCUCACGGUAUCAUUGUGCUUUCGCGUGUUUCCACGUACGGUGGUAACUGGGAAAAAGUAUUUCCGGGCAUUCCAACUCGGGUUUUGGGCGCAUCAACCAUGUUUUACGUUCCAUUGGGUCGUGAAAUGUGCUUGUGGCUUGGCGGCGUCAAUGCCUCGCGCUCUACAGCUGACAAGGUCUUAAACGGCGGCAUCAGCGUUGCCGUAUACCCCGGAGGCGUACCUGAAAUCUUUAAAACUGACCCCAAGUCCAAGGUGAACGAACUCGUGUUAAAGAAACGACUUGGAUUUGUUAAACUAGCCAUGCGCCACGGCGCAGAAUUGGUGCCAAGCUUUGUUUUCGGGGAGAAAUGGCUUUACAACAUGUGGAAUCCUCCUCAAGGUGUCAUUGACUUUUUUCGCAAAACGCUCAAGAUUCCCAUGAUAAUAUUCUGGGGUAGGUUCAUGUGGAUACCUAAACAACCACCAAAAGGAAAGCGCUUUGGUGUCGUUUAUGGUAAGCCUAUUCCGACCAAGUUGACAGACAAUCCUUCCGAGGACGAGAUCGGCGCGGUGCACACGCUGUAUGUUGCUGAAAUCGAGCGAAUCUUUGCACAGUAUAAGAAAGAAUUUGGUUACGACGACGACGAAGUUUUGGUUAUUAACUAA
Plasmopara halstedii is the source of this 1083-nucleotide messenger RNA. RefSeq names its product diacylglycerol o. Gene Ontology annotation, molecular function: diacylglycerol O-acyltransferase activity. The transcript is spliced from 3 exons. Gene Ontology annotation, biological process: triglyceride biosynthetic process. The coding region runs from base 1 to 1083 and encodes 360 amino acids. NCBI's taxonomy places the organism in Eukaryota, Oomycota, Peronosporomycetes, Peronosporales, Peronosporaceae. Gene Ontology annotation, cellular component: endoplasmic reticulum membrane. The record is from RefSeq and is a predicted model, not a curated record.